Messenger RNA from Alosa sapidissima (American shad), 3101 nucleotides. It is a transcript of the gene pmela, whose product is annotated as premelanosome protein a. Gene Ontology annotation, cellular component: melanosome. Gene Ontology annotation, biological process: melanosome organization. The record is from RefSeq and is a predicted model, not a curated record. The transcript has 12 exons. Lineage: Eukaryota; Metazoa; Chordata; Actinopteri; Clupeiformes; Clupeidae. The coding region runs from base 82 to 2769 and encodes 895 amino acids.
GCUAGAUUUCUGGGAUAUUCAAACAGGGGGAAACUUUCUGACAACAAGUAGGGACAAAAAGGAAAUCAAGAAAAAAGAAUAAUGAGAACUGCUCUGGUGGUCCUGGUGUUAACUUUAUCAGCUUUGACAGUUGCAGACGCAAAGACUCGCUUCUCACGCUACCGAUCAUGGAACUCACGGAUGUAUCCGGUGUGGAGAGAUGGAGAUUCCAGAUACAGGAACUGCUGGAAAGGUGGAGAGGUGACAUUUGAUGUCAGAAAUGAUGCACCAACGUUGACGGGCGCAAAAGCAACCUUCAACAUUGAUGUGCGUUUCCCCCCAAAUCAAACAUUGCUCGAUGAUGGACAAGUAGUGUGGGCUAGAAACUGCACCGUUGAUGGAACUGAGUACCAGGCAGGGCAGCCAGUGUAUGCGGAGCGCAACACACCAGACGAGUGGAACGGUGUCUUCCCUGAUGGCAGCCCCUACAGGGGCAGCUCUGGCAGGAAACCACGCUACAUCUACGUGUGGAAGACCUGGGGACGUUUCUGGCAGGUGGCAGACGGCCCCGCCUCCUUCCUGACCAUCGGCACUGAUAACGUUCCCCUGGGCUCCUACAACAUGGAGGUGGUCAUCUAUCACUGCCGCGGCAAAGACAGGUUCAUCCCCCUGGGCUACGCCUCCACCCAGUUCUCCAUCACAGACCAGAUUCCUUUCAGAGUUGCCAUCUCCCAGGUCAAUGACGUGAACCAGGCUGACCAGAGUUUCGUCCAAAAUCGUGCCGUCUCCUUCAACAUCAACCUCCACGACCCCAGCCAGUACCUGAGUAGCUCAGAUGUGGCCUUCACCUGGGACUUCGGAGACAACAGCGGGACCCUCAUCACCCGGGAAAACACCGUCACACACACAUAUGUCUCUGCCGGCGCCUUCAGGCCUCAGGUGGUCCUCAUGGCCUCCAUCCCCAACACCUGUGAUCCCAACCCAACCAUCGGAGGAGCCACAGUCCAGCCCACUCUCCCACCUGUGGAUCCUGACACCACAGGAGAUGAUUCUCUAGUUCCAGUAGAGGAGGUCUCUGCAGGUGCAGCACCGGCCGCUGAUGUCCCCGUCCCCACCGAAGCUGGAGACAUCGCCUUGGCGGUGCCAGCCUCCGCCGCUCCAGCUGCUGAGGGAGCUGUGGUAGACACUGACGCUGCUGCUGCGGAUGGCGCCACGGUGGACACGGCUGUAGACGCUGCUGCUGCUGAUGCUGAUGCUGCUGCUGCCACGGACACGGCUGUUGAUGCUGCUGCUGCCGAUGCUGCGACUGUUGAUGCUGCAGCAGCUGAUGCUGCGACUGUUGAUGCUGCUGCUGCCGAUCCUGCGACUGUUGAUGCUGCAGCUGCCGAUGCUGCAACUGUUGAUGCUGCUGCUGCCGAUGCUGCGACUGUUGAUGCUGCAGCUGCCGAUGCUGCAACUGUUGAUGCUGCUGCUGCCGAUGCUGCUGCUGCCGAUGCUGCGACUGUUGAUGCUGCUGCAGCUGAUGUUGCGACUGUUGAUGCUGCUGCUGCCGAUGCUGCUGCUGCUGAUGCCACUGCAGCUGCUGCAGACACAGAAGUUGCCGCUGCUGAGGCUGUUGACACUGCCACUGUGACUGUGGCUGAAGACCCAGCUGUCCCAGUUGCUGAGGCUACCGUUGUUCCAGUCGCAGAAAUGGCAGCCGACGCCGAAGCUGUUGCUGUGGACACUGCAGUUGUCGAUGCUGAUGCUGCUGUUGCUGGAGAGGACGUUACCGUAGAACUGGCAGCUACAGUUCUCCCAGAAGCCCCUGCUGCAGAGGAUGCUGCUGUUGCAGUUGCGGACGCGGCAGCAGUGACUGAGGUUGCGGCCCAGGCUGAGGCCGAGGGAGCAGUUGCGGAUGUGGAGGUCGUUGCUGCCCCCACGGUGGCCGUGGUGCCUGUGGCUGAUGAAGAUGAGGUUAUAGUGACCGUGAAUGACGCUGUUGCCACAGAGGCUGCUGUGAUCGCUGCAGCCACUCCUGGGGAAAAUGAAGUAGUAGUGAAUGUAAUUGUAACUGCAGCUCCAGUGCCGCCCACAGUAGCAGCAGUGGUUAAUGAGAUUGGUGCUGAGGUGGAGGUGGAGGCAGGCACGGAGGUGGCCCAGGUGGCUCUGGUCAUCGCCAAGAGACAGGCUCCCGAGUUACCACCGGCAGAAAAUGGCUGCAAUGUUUUCCGCUAUGGCUCCUUCUCAACUGACCUUCAGAUUGUCCAGGGGAUUGAGAAUGCCGAGAUUGUGGAGGUGAAUAACGUGGUGACGUUGGCUACAGAGGUGGAUCAGAAUGCUGUCGAUCUCACUAUCACCUGCCAGGGCAGUCUGCCCAGCGAGGUGUGCACGGUGGUGUCAGGAGCCGACUGUGCCACGCCGGUGCAGACGGUGUGCAACGCCGUGGCUCCCGCUCCCGAGUGCCAGAUGAUCCUCCGUCAGUUCUUCAACGACACCGGCAUCUUCUGCAUCAACGUGUCGCUCACCAACGACGUCAGCCUGGCCGUCGCCAGUGCCAUGGUCAGCGUGACAGCGGGACCAAAUUCAUCAGCAGGUGGCGCCAUUGGAGCAGUGAUGGGGAUUCUGGUACUUGCCUGUGCAGUUGGGAUCAUUGGUUUGGCCUACCGGCGCUUUAAGCAGUACAGGCCUCUGACGGAGGACUCGUCAGACAGCUCUGGAAGGACCUCGGUACCCCUGCUACUCUGGAACCUUCUCAGUCGCCACUCAGCGGGGGAAAGUCGUCCUCUGCUUCAGGGACGCGUGGUGUAAAACGUCUUAACGAGUGUGUGUGUGUGUGUGUGUGUGUGUGUGAGAGAGCUAGAGAGGAGAGAGAAAGAGGAAACACACGUGCUGUCUUUCUCUCUAUCACACACACACUAACACAUAUACAGAAUAGACACACACAAGCAUACACAUACUAGCACAACACACAAUCCACAGCUGUGUUGGUCCCUGUUGAUGCACUGCUGAUAAUAAAAUAAACAUGUGGAAAAAAAUGUAUACAUUUUGUAAACAUGAGAAGAGAAAAGAGAUCAUUACAGGAUUUUUUCUACCUAGUAUUGCGCACACAAGUGUAUAUAAAUAUAUACCAUAUUAUUUCG